This is a messenger RNA of Octopus sinensis (East Asian common octopus), 805 nucleotides long. RefSeq names its product leptin receptor gene-related protein. The record is from RefSeq and is a predicted model, not a curated record. Gene Ontology annotation, biological process: late endosome to vacuole transport via multivesicular body sorting pathway. The transcript is spliced from 5 exons. Lineage: Eukaryota; Metazoa; Mollusca; Cephalopoda; Octopoda; Octopodidae. Gene Ontology annotation, cellular component: endosome. The coding region runs from base 1 to 489 and encodes 162 amino acids.
AUGGCAGGUAUUAGAGAAUUCUCCACUGCCGGCAUAAAUAAGCUACCGAUAAAAUGGCAAAAUUGUGUUGAUGAUUUAGAUGCAUACUUUGAUUUACUUCAUUGCUUUUUGUUAGUUGGAUUGGCUUUUGUUGCCGCUGUUGGCAUAUGUCUUGUUGUGCUGGGAUGUGCCCUCCCCACCUUCAACAACUGGUGGCCCAUGUUUGUUCUGAUAUUCUACUUCCUGUCGCCACUUCCCACAGUAAUCUCACGACGUAACUCACAGAGUUUUGACUCCAGCAGCAAUGCCUGUGCUGAACUGUCCAUCUUUCUGACCACAGGCAUUAUCAUAUCUGCCAUAGGGCUCCCUCUCGUAUUAGCACAUGUGGCUGUGAUCAAAUGGGGUGCAUGUGCACUGGUAUUGGCUGGGAACAUAAUUGUCUUCAUCACAAUACUUGGUUAUUUCAUUGUGUUUUCCAGUGACGAGUUUGACUACAACAUGUGGUGUUAGCUGUUGGCUAAACAAAGUCAUCACCAUCAACACCACCACCAACACCAUCAACCACAAGCUUGGUUUGAAAGAAAGAACAAGCCAUAGCAAGCAAGCAUCAUGGAAAUUAUUCAUGCCUCACUCCACCCUCUUAAGCCUGGGUUUUCUAUUGUUUUUAAAGCAAGAUGAUGUUCUAGAGAAACUGGGUGUUUCUUUAAAACUUUGAUCUGCCUUUAUGAUUGACUUUAAAACAUCCACCAGCAAAACCCACUCUAUACAUACAUACAUGUUUAUAUUAUAUAUAUAUAUAGACAUGUAAAAUACAUAUGUAAUAUAU